CCCCAUUCCCAGCUCUCCGGUGCCGGGUCCGGUUCCCGGUUCCCGGUGCCGGUUCCCCAUUCCCGGUUCCCCAUUCCAGUUCCUCAUUCCCGGCUCUCCAGUGCCCGUUCCGGGUGCCGGUUCCCCAUUCCCGGUUCCCCAUUCCCGGUUCCCGGUGCCGGUUCCCCAUUCCCGAUUCCCGGUGCCGGUUCCCCAUUCCCGGCUUUCCAGUGCCGGUUCCCGGUGCCGGUUCCCGGUGCCGGUUCCCCAUUCCCGGCUCUCCGGUGCCGGUUCCCGGUGCCGGUUCCCCAUUCCCGGUUCCCCAUUCCCGGCUUUCCAGUGCCGGUUCCCCAUUCCCGGUUCCCCAUUCCCGGUUCCCGGUGCCGGUUCCCGGUGCCGGUUCCCCCAUUCCCGGCUCUCCGGUGCCGGUUCCCCAUUCCCGGUUCCCCAUUCCCGGCUCUCCAGUGCCGGUUCCCGGUGCCGGUUCCCCAUUCCCGGCUCUCCGGUGCCGGUUCCCCAUUCCCGGUUCCCCGUUCCCGGUUCCCCAUUCCCGGCUUUCCAGUGCCGGUUCCCGGUGCCGGUUCCCCAUUCCCGGUUCCCCGUUCCCGGUUCCCCAUUCCCGGCUUUCCAGUGCCGGUUCCCGGUGCCGGUUCCCCAUUCCCGAUUCCCGGUGCCGGUUCCCCAUUCCCGGCUCUCCGGUGCGGUCCCGCCCCCCGCCCCGCCCCUCUCCGCCGCCGCCGCCGCCGCCGCCGCCGCCGCCGCCCUUUGUCCGUGGCCUCGGGCCCCGCCAUGGCGCUGCGGUGAUGCGCGGCGGGGCCGGCCCGGGGGCGGCGGGGCCGAGCGAGACCGGGAGCCCCAUGCGGGGGCCGCCGCCAUGGGGCAGGUCCUGGGCUUCGCCCACUGCAAAGAGGCUCCGUCCACGGCCUCCACCACACCGGACUCCACCGAGGGUGCCGACUCGGAUUUCCCGGAGCUGCCGGCGCCGGAGCCCCCCGAGGAGGAGGAGGAGGAGGAGGAUGAGGAGGAUGAAGAUGAAGACGAGGAGCGGGCGGCGGCUUGGGGGGUCCCCGGGGAUCCCCCCAACCUUGGGGACCCCCCCCCCGGGAACUCACCUUCUCCUACAUCGCCUUCCGGCCCGGGGGGGACCCCCAAACCCAACCGGGACCCCGGGGCCGCCGGGACCCCCGGGACCCCCGGCGGGGCCGCCCCUCCCCCCGCCUGA
Poecile atricapillus (Black-capped chickadee) is the source of this 1201-nucleotide messenger RNA. RefSeq names its product reticulon-2-like. The transcript is spliced from 3 exons. The record is from RefSeq and is a predicted model, not a curated record. Lineage: Eukaryota; Metazoa; Chordata; Aves; Passeriformes; Paridae. The coding region runs from base 854 to 1201 and encodes 115 amino acids.